Molecule: messenger RNA, 2340 nt
Organism: Nicotiana tabacum (common tobacco)
Lineage: Eukaryota; Viridiplantae; Streptophyta; Magnoliopsida; Solanales; Solanaceae
Product: pentatricopeptide repeat-containing protein At3g02330, mitochondrial-like
Biological process (GO): RNA modification
Molecular function (GO): RNA binding; protein binding
Source: RefSeq, a predicted model, not a curated record
UAUCGUAUAAAUUGGACCGGCGGGAGAAUUAAACAAUCUGUCACCCGCCAUAGCAUGAUUUCAAAAGUUCAUCGCCCUGCACUUAAAACACUUGCAGUAGCAAAUCAAAUGCACCCAAACUACAGGAAAACCUUUUCCCAUAUAUUCCAAGAAUGUGCAAAACAAUGCACCCAGGACCCAGGCAAGCAAGCCCAUGCUCGAAUGAUAAUAUCUGGGUUUCAACCCACUAUUUUUGUCACUAAUUGUUUGAUUCAGAUGUACAUAAAAUGCUCCAAUUUGGGUUAUGCUGAUAAAGUGUUUGAUAAAAUGCCUCUUAGAGAUACAGUUUCUUGGAACGCCAUGAUUUUUGGGUAUUCUAUGGUUAAUGAUAUGGAGAAGGCAAAAUUGAUGUUUGAUUUGAUGCCUGAAAGAGAUGUAAUUUCUUGGAAUUCUAUGAUCUCGGGGCAUUUGCAAAAUGGUAAUUAUCAGAAAUCAAUUCGAGCUUUUAUGGAAAUGGGAAGAGAUGGUAUUGCUUUUGAUAGAACAACUUUUGCUGUUGUUCUGAAAGCUUGUUCGGGUUUGGAAGAUUCUAUGUUAGGGGUGCAGGUGCAUGGGAUGGUGAUCAAGUUGGGUCUUGCUACUGAUGUGGUGACGGGGAGUGCAAUGGUGGAUAUGUAUUCGAAAUGCAAGAGGUUACAUGAGUCGAUAUGUUUCUUCAAUGAGAUGCCUGAAAAGAACUGGGUUUCUUGGAGCGCUUUGAUUGCAGGUUGCGUUCAAAAUAAUGAAUUUGCUAAUGGAUUACAGCUGUUCAAGAAGAUGCAAAAAGAAGGGGUAGGGGUGAGUCAAUCUACUUAUGCUAGUCUCUUCAGGUCUUGUGCCGGGUUAUCUGACUUAAAAUUGGGUUCUCAAUUGCAUGGUCAUGCAUUGAAAACUGAUUUUGGAUCUGAUGUCAUUGUAGCGACUGCCACUUUGGACAUGUAUGCCAAAUCUAACAGUCUGUCUGAUGCUAGGAAGGUAUUCAACUUGUUGCCAAGUCAUAACUUGCAAUCUUAUAAUGCCUUGAUUGUUGGGUUUGCUCGAGGUGAUCAAGGAUAUGAAGCUGUAUUACUAUUCAAGCGUUUGCUGAAGUCUUAUCUUGGGUUUGAUGAAAUAAGCCUAUCUGGUGCAUUUAGUGCCUGUGCAGUUCUCAAAGGUCAUUUAGAGGGAAUGCAGCUACAUGGGGUAGCUUGUAAGACUCCCUUUUGUUCGAAUGUAUGUGUUGCAAAUGCCAUUAUGGACAUGUAUGGCAAAUGUGAAGCACCACGUGAAGCUCGACGUCUGUUUGACGAAAUGGAAAUAAAAGAUGCAGUGUCUUGGAAUGCAAUAAUUGCAGCUCACGAGCAGAAUGGACAUGAGGAUGAAACUUUGAUACUAUUUUUUCGGAUGCUUCAGGCAAGGAUGGAACCAGAUGAAUUCACUUAUGGUAGCGUUUUAAAGGCCUGUGCGGCUCGUCAAGAUUUGAACAUUGGCAUGGUGAUUCACAAUAGAAUCAUAAAAUCAGGGAUGGGGUUGGAGUGCUUCAUUGGGAGUGCUGUAAUCGAUAUGUACUGCAAAUGUGAAAAGGUAGAAGAGGCAGAGAAACUUCAUGAGAGAAUGGAGGAACAGACAAUUGUUUCUUGGAAUGCAAUCAUAUCGGGCUUCUCAUUGCGUGAACAAAGUGAGGAAGCUCAGACAUUCUUCUCUAAAAUGCUGGAAGAGGGAAUAAAACCUGAUAACUUUACCUAUGCAACAGUUCUUGAUGCUUGUGCCAAUCUAGCUACUGUUGGGCUAGGAAAGCAAAUUCAUGCUCAAAUUAUAAAGCAAGAAUUGCAGUCGGAUGUGUUUAUAACCAGCACUCUUGUUGACAUGUACUCCAAGUGUGGAAACAUGCAGGAUUCCAGGUUGAUGUUUGAAAAAGCACCAAAAAAGGAUUUUGUCACAUGGAAUGCUAUGGUUUGCGGUUAUGCACAACAUGGUCUUGGAGACGAGGCUUUGCAGAUCUUUGAAAAGAUGCAGCUUGAGGAUGUUAGACCAAAUCAUGCAACUUUUCUUGCGGUCCUAAGAGCUUGUGCACAUAUUGGGCUUGUUGAGAAAGGUCUGCAACACUUCAAUUCAAUGUCUAAUAACUAUGGAUUAGAUCCUCAAUUGGAACAUUACUCAUGUAUGGUUGACAUACUAGGGAGAGCAGGCCAAAUUAGUGAAGCUUUGAAGCUUAUUCAAGACAUGCCUAUUGAGGCUGAUGAUGUGAUCUGGAGAACUCUACUUAGUAUGUGUAAGAUGCACGGUAAUGUGGAGGUAGCAGAAAAAGCAGCAAAAUUUCUCUUGCAAUUGGACCCUGAGGAC